Molecule: messenger RNA, 606 nt
Organism: Haemonchus placei
Lineage: Eukaryota; Metazoa; Nematoda; Chromadorea; Rhabditida; Trichostrongylidae
Source: the annotation of a GenBank genome assembly
AUGCACAUAGCGAAGGCCACGCCAUUGACCAAGGAAUUCGCUUUGACCGAUUACAGCGAGCCCUCGCGCACCCCCAUAGCGGCUGCCUGUGGCUUAGAGGGCAAUGUACUCACCUACACAGAUGACAUCCUUGUUUAUAACAAACGUUUCGAGUCUCACAUUACAUCCCUCGAACAGGUUCCAUUACGUCUUCGCCAAUUCAACCUAAAAGCAUCACCCAAAAAGUGCGUUUUCGCCAGACGGCAGAUCACUUUCCUGGGGCACCUCAUUAACAAGGACUCAUAUUCACCCGCCGAAGCCAACACAAGAGCGGUUCGCGAGUUCCCUACCCCCACCAACACGAAGGAGGUGAAACGGUUUUUAGGUAUGGUCGGGUUUUUCCACAAAUUCAUCCCCAAUUUUGCGACCAUAGCAGAACCCCUCACCAGGUUAACACGUAGAAGCAACAAAUUCCAAUGGUUAGAGCCUCAAGAAGCCGCGUUUCGCGAGCUACGCGAUGCUCUAAUCAAUAAACCCAUCUUAGGUUAUCCAGACUACAACAAACCUUUUCACAUCUUCACGGACGCCAGCUCUGUUGCGCAAGCAGGCGCUCUUAUGCAAGAAUAG